Messenger RNA from Oenanthe melanoleuca, 7150 nucleotides. RefSeq names its product kinesin family member 21B (gene KIF21B). The transcript is spliced from 35 exons. NCBI's taxonomy places the organism in Eukaryota, Metazoa, Chordata, Aves, Passeriformes, Muscicapidae. Bases 41 to 4894 code for a protein of 1617 amino acids. Gene Ontology annotation, molecular function: microtubule binding; ATP binding; microtubule motor activity. Gene Ontology annotation, biological process: mitotic spindle organization; microtubule-based movement. The record is from RefSeq and is a predicted model, not a curated record.
GUGCUGCGGGGCAGCGCGGCCGCGGUGCCGGCGCGGGGCCAUGGCGGCCCCGGACAGCUGCGUCAAGGUGGCCGUGAGGAUCCGCCCACAGCUGCCCAAAGAGAAGAUCGAGGGAUGUCACAUCUGCACCUCGGUGACACCUGGCGAGCCCCAGGUGCUGCUGGGGAAGGACAAGGCCUUCACCUAUGACUUUGUCUUUGACCUGGACACGUGGCAGGAGCGGAUCUACAGCACGUGCAUGGGGAAGCUCAUCGAGGGCUGCUUCGAGGGCUACAAUGCCACCGUGCUGGCCUACGGGCAGACUGGAGCAGGCAAGACCUACACCAUGGGCACGGGCUUCGACAUGAGCAUCUCGGAGGAGGAGCAGGGCAUCAUCCCCCGCGCCAUCGGCCACCUCUUCAGCGGCAUCGAGGAGCGCAAGCGAGCGGCCCGGAGCCAGGGCGUGGCCGCGCCCGAGUUCAAAGUCAGCGCCCAGUUCCUGGAGCUGUACAACGAGGAGAUCCUGGACCUGUUUGACAGCACGCGCGACCCCGACGCGCGGCACCGCAAGUCCAACAUCAAAAUCCACGAGGACGCCAGCGGGAGCAUCUACACCACGGGGGUCACGUCACGCCUCAUCAGCUCCCAGGACGAGCUGAUCCAGUGCCUCAAACAAGGAGCUCUUUCCCGCACCACCGCCAGCACGCAGAUGAACGUGCAGAGCUCCCGCUCCCAUGCCAUCUUCACCAUUCACCUGUGCCAGACAAGAGUGUGUGCCCGCCCAGAGCUGGUGAAUGAGGAGGUGAGCAGCCUUCUGGAUGGAUCCCAGCCUGCUGCUGAGUACGAGACCCUGACAGCCAAGUUUCACUUUGUGGACCUGGCUGGCUCGGAGAGGCUGAAGCGGACGGGCGCCACUGGCGAGAGAGCGAAGGAGGGGAUCUCCAUCAACUGUGGGCUGCUGGCCUUGGGGAAUGUCAUCAGUGCCCUUGGAGACCAGAGCAAGAAAGUCGUGCACGUGCCCUACCGUGACUCCAAGCUCACCCGCCUGCUGCAGGACUCCCUCGGGGGCAACAGCCAAACCAUCAUGAUUGCCUGUGUGAGCCCCUCUGACCGGGACUUCAUGGAGACCCUGAACACGCUCAAGUACGCGAACCGGGCCCGCAACAUCAAGAACAAGGUGGUGGUGAACCAGGACAAGACGAGCCAGCAGAUCAGCGCCCUGCGCGCCGAGAUCGCCCGGCUGCAGAUGGAGCUGAUGGAGUACAAGGCUGGCAAGCGGGUGAUCGGGGAGGACGGCUCGGAGGGCUACAGCGACCUGUUCCGCGAGAACGCCCUGCUGCAGAAGGAGAACGGCGCGCUGCGCAUGCGCGUCAAGGCCAUGCAGGAGGCCAUCGACGCCAUCAACAGCCGCGUCACCUUCCUCAUGAGCCAGGAGGCCAACCUGAUGCUGGCCAAAGCAGGUGAUGGUAACGAGGCCAUUGGCACCCUCAUCCAGAACUACAUCCGGGAGAUCGAGGAGCUGAGGACCAAGCUGCUGGAGAGCGAGUCCAUGAACGAGUCCCUGCGCCGCAGCCUCUCGCGGCUCUCGGCCCGCGGCCCCUUCUCCUCGCCGGGCCCCGGCCUGGCCGCGCCUCCCGCCGACACCGAGGCCUCCGACGUGCUCCGCAGGGCCAAGCAGGACCUGGAGCGCCUCAAGAAGAAGGAGCGGCGCCAGCAGAGGAAGAGCCCGGAGAAGGAGGCGUUCAAGAAGCGGCAGAAACUGCAGCAGGACAAUGGGGAGGAGACGGAUGAGAACGAGGUGGAAGAGGAGGAGGAAGAACAGGAUGAGAGUGGCUGUGAGGAAGAGGACGGGCGUGAGGAUGAAGAUGAGGACUCGGGCAGUGAGGAGAGCCUGGUGGACUCGGACUCGGAUGCAGAGGAGAAGGCUGUGAAUUUCCAGGCCGACCUGGCAGAUCUGACCUGUGAGAUUGAGAUCAAGCAGAAGCUGAUUGAUGAGCUGGAGAACAGCCAGAGGCGUUUGCAGACCCUCAAGCACCAGUAUGAGGAGAAGCUGAUCCUACUGCAGAACAAGAUUCGGGACACGCAGCUGGAGCGGGACCGGGUGCUGCAAAACCUCAGCACCAUGGAGUGCUACACGGAGGAGAAAGCCAACAAGAUCAAAGCAGACUAUGAGAAGAGGCUGAAGGAGAUGAACAGGGACCUGCAGAAGCUGCAGGCAGCCCAGAAGGAGCACGCUCGCCUGCUCAAGAACCAGUCCCGCUACGAGCGGGAGCUGCGCAAGCUGCAGGCAGAGGUGGCCGAGAUGAAGAAGGCAAAGGUGGCGCUGAUGAAGCAGAUGCGGGAGGAGCAGCAGCGGCGGCGGCUGGCGGAGACCAAGAGGAACCGGGAGAUCGCCCAGCUCAAGAAGGAGCAGCGCCGGCAGGAGUUCCAGAUCAGGGCUCUGGAAUCUCAGAAGCGACAGCAGGAAAUAGUGCUGCGGAGGAAAACCCAGGAGGUGUCAGCCCUGCGCCGCCUGGCCAAGCCCAUGUCGGAGCGGGUGGCCGGCAGGACGGGCCAGAAGCCGGCCAUGCUGGACUCGGGCGCGGAGGUCUCGGCCAGCACCACCUCCUCCGAGCCCGAGUCGGGCGCGCGCUCCGUCUCCAGCAUCGUGCGCCAGUGGAACAGGAAAAUCAACAACUUCCUGGGAGACCCCUCGUCCUCCAUCAGCGGGGCUCGGCCUGCCAGGAAGAAGUUCCCCAAGAAGGGCUCCAGCCAGACCUUCAGCAAAGCUGCCCGCCUCAAGUGGCAGUCGCUGGAGCGGCGCAUCUUCGACAUCGUCAUGCAGAGAAUGACCAUCGUCAACCUGGAGGCUGACAUGGAGAGGCUCAUCAAGAAACGUGAGGAGCUGUCACUGCUGCAGGAGGCGUUGCUGAGCAAGCGGGCAAAGCUGCAGGCAGAGAGCCCCAAGGAGCAGAAGGGCCUGCAGGAGCUGAACGAGGAGAUUGAGGUGCUGGGGGCCAACAUUGACUACAUCAACGACAGCAUUUCAGACUGCCAGGCCACCAUCAUGCAGAUUGAGGAGACCAAGGAGGAGCUGGACUCCACGGACACCUCGGUGGUGAUCAGCUCCUGCUCCCUGGCCGAAGCCCGGCUGCUGCUGGACAACUUCCUGAAAGCCUCCAUCGACAAGGGGCUGCAGGUGGCGCAGAAGGAGGCGCAGAUCCGGCUGCUGGAGGGGCGGCUGCGGCAGUCGGACGUGGCCAGCUCCUCGCAGAACCACGCCCUGCUGGACGCCCUGCGGGAGAAGGCUGAGUCACACCCCGAGCUGCAGGCUCUGAUCCACAACGUGCAGCAAGAGAAUGGCUACACCAGCACAGACGAGGAAGUUUCGGAGUUCAGCCUGGCCUCAGAUGGGAGCAUCUCCCAGUCUUUCACCAUGAAGGGCUCAGCAAGCCAGGAUGACUUCAAGUUCAAGGGAGAGCCCAAGCUCUCGGGGCAGAUGAAGGCAGUGUCUGCUGAGUGUCUGGGACCCACGCUGGACGUCUCCACCAAGAACAUCACCAAGUCCCUGGCGUCCCUGAUGGAGAUCAAGGAGGACGGGGUCGGCUUCUCCGUCCGCGACCCCUACUACAGGGAGAAGGUGUCGCGCACCAUCAGCCUGCCCACGCGAGGCAGCACCUUUCCCAGGCAGUCCCGGGGCUCGGACACCUCCCCCCUGACCAGGAGGAAAUCCUAUGACCGUGGGCAGCCUGCCAGGCCUGCAGACAUUGGCUUCACACCACCCUCGUCCCCCCCCACCCGUCCGCGCAACGACCGCAACGUCUUCUCCCGCCUCACCAGCACCCAGAGCCAGGGAUCUGCCUUGGACAAGUCUGAUGACAGCGAUUCCUCUGUCUCGGAGGUGCUGAGGGGCAUCAUCAACCCCGUGGGUGGCACCAAGAAUGCCAGGACAGCCCCACUGCAGUGUGUCUCGGUGGCAGAGGGACACACCAAGCCUGUGCUGUGCCUGGAUGCCACUGAUGAGCUGCUGUUCACCGGCUCCAAAGACCGGAGCUGCAAGAUGUGGAACCUGGUGACAGGCCAGGAGAUCGCCUCCCUCAAGGGGCACCCCAACAACGUGGUGUCCAUCAAGUACUGCAGCCACUCGGGGCUGGUGUUCACCGUGUCCACGUCCUACAUCAAGGUGUGGGACAUCCGCGACUGCGCGCGCUGCGUGCGCACGCUCACGUCCUCUGGACAGGUGAUCUCUGGGGACGCCUGUGCUGGCACCAGCAACCGCACGGUCACCAGCGUGCAGGGCGAGCACCAGAUCAACCAGAUCGCCCUGAACCCCACGGGCACCACGCUGUACGCUGCUGCUGGCAACUCUGUCCGGGUCUGGGAGCUCAGCAGGCUGCAGCCCGUGGGGAAGCUGAGUGGCCACAUCGGGCCUGUGAUGUGCCUGACAGUGAACCAGACUGCCAGCAACCACGACCUGGUGGUGACAGGCUCCAAGGAUCACUAUGUCAAGGUGUUUGAGAUCACCGAGGGCACCGUGGGCAACGUUGGCCCCACUCACAACUUCGAGCCCCCUCACUACGACGGCAUCGAGUGCCUGGCCAUCCAGGGGGACGUGCUGUUCAGCGGCUCCAGGGACAACGGCAUCAAGAAGUGGGAUCUGGAGCAGCAGGAGCUAAUCCAGCAAGUCCCCAAUGCCCACAAGGACUGGGUGUGUGCCCUGGCCUUCAUCCCCGGGCGCCCCAUGGUGCUGAGCGCCUGCCGGGGGGGCGUCAUCAAGGUGUGGAACGUGGACACCUUCACCCCCGUGGGGGAGAUCAAGGGCCACGAGAGCCCCAUCAACGCCAUCUGCACCAACUCCAAGCACAUCUUCACUGCCUCCAGCGACUUGACAGUGAAGCUCUGGAGUGGGAGGAGGUUGCCUGCGGGGUCAAACUAGGAGCUGCAGGAAGAGUGGAAGGCGUGGGGGCAGGGGAAGGGCAGGGAGCCUCCCCCUGCUGCCAGCACCUCCGGGAGUCAGCCCAGCACGGGGAUUUCUUUGUGCCUGACCCAGCGGGGUGGACAAUGCUGCAUCUGGUACUGAGCACUGCCAGCUCCUGUGGGGCUCUGUGGGGCACCUGCAGCUCCACCUGCCCUCCUGAGGUUCCUGGAUGGUUCUCCAGCGAACGGGAAAUGUUUCAUCUCUCCUCCAUCCUGCUGUAAGGACUCCUGGGGGUCAGAGAUCCCUGACUCCUCCUCAGAGACACCCAGAGACAUCCCUGCUGCCCCUGUGGCUGAUGUGGCCUCUCCUUGCUGUGCUGCUCCUGGGCUGGUUCCUGCAGGAGUUCUCCUCCACUCCACGAGGACAUUUGGUGUCUGCUGGCCAGGACCACGACACAGAGGGAGCUUCUCUGGAGCCACUGCUGGUGAGACACCUCUGCUGGGGACUACAGGAGGAUUUCCUGGCACUCCUAACCUUCCCUGUGCUCUGGGGACCUGUCCCCAGUGGCAGAGGGGUGCUCCAAGCUCCUUUGCCACGUCCCAUCUCGUGAGGCACAGCAAGCCUGGGAACAUCUCCACGUCCAGCCAGACCUGCUGAGUUCCCCUGGACAUUCUCCAGACCCCAGCAGUGAACCCCAUGGCUCUGGGCCCUUCCCCACAUGCCCAGCCUGCUCUGGGCAUCCUGCCCCCAUCAGGGGUUAGUGCUGUGGGUUAACCCUCUUGAGAUGGAGAAAUGAAACUGGAAUGGAGGUGACAGGGCUGGAUCUGUCACCCCACUGCUGUGGCUCUGUCUGUCCAUCCCUCAGGUUCUGUCCUCAGACCUCUGCCUGGACUGGAGCUUGCUGAGGCUGGGCCUGCAUGGACCCAGGGAUGGAGGGGACCAGCAAGGCACAGAGUCCACUGUGGCAGGAGCAGGGUGGGAGGGAUUGCACACACUGAGCUGCACAAGUCCCCUGAUUCCCCCUGUGCUCCAAGGACAGUCCUGCAGUGGAUGAUCUUGCACAAUCUCAUCUCCUUGAGGGUCUGGGGGCUCCACCAGGAGUGUUUCCCCAAGGAUGCACAUUCUGCAGGCUCUUUGCUCUGUCUCUCCUGUUCAAGGGGGGCUGGCAAGGCCCUGGUCUCACACUGGAGCUUCCCUCCAUCUCUGCUGUGGCCCACUGGACUGACCCCUGCCCUGUCCUGCCCUACCCAGGGCUCUUGUGGAUGGCCAAGGAGACCCCAGGAUGGGUGUUCUUGCCUCACACACUCUCCUUUCCCCUUUGUCACAGAAGAAGCAGAACUUGAACUCACAUUUAAGGAUUUCUGUGUGAUCCCACCAGCACUGAACUGGGAUCUUGGAGGCCAGGGGCUCCAGGACCUGCCCCAUAAAGCACAGACCAUUUCCCCUCUGCUCUCUCCAGCCAUGGUGAUACCUUGACCAGCCCCAGCUCCUCUGCCAGCAGCCCUGGCUCUGAGUGUUCUGCCUGGAGUGAGGGGAUUCUCUGAUCAUCAAACACAGGAGUGUCUCUAUUGAUUUGUUGGGGGGGAAUUCCAUCCUGCUGGCUUGCCUUGUUGCAGGGUAAAUGGUACCUGUGUGUGUGUGACCCUGCCCAGGACAGGCACUGCUCCCUGUGAGUGUGGCUGAGCCCUGCACAGCCAGGACUGGUGAGCAGAGGUGCCCUGUGGAGCUGAGGGUGCAGCCAAAAAAGCUCACAGACCUCAGACAUGGGGGCUGCAGAGGUGUCUCCCCAGGCCUGACAUGGAGAGGGUUUCCUCUCUCAUUCCUCAGCUGGUUUAUGCUUUGCUUGCCUGGAGGGCUCUGUGUGUGUCUGGGGGAGUGUUUGGCUGUAGCCUGGUGUUGUGUGUGAAUCUCUGUCUGCUCUGGGAUCCCCAGUGCCUGCCCUGGAGCCUCCUCUGCUGCUGAAGGGGCUCUGGGGCACCCAGGGUCACCUGCCUUGCCUUUUGCCACCAAAACCUUCCUGUGUGCAGGCUCCAAGUGCCUGGGUGAGCAGUCCUGGGUGAUGCUGGGCCUCUCUUGCUGCUGUGUCCAGCAGUGUCCUGAGGGGCCCCAAGGCUCUCACAGCCCGAGGAGGAGGGAGCUGAUGCUGGGCACUGGGGGGUUCAAGUGAGGGUGUCCUGGUUUAGGAAUAGUAUUGUCUAAUUUAGUGCUAAAACUGCACCACUCACACCCCCAUCCCCAGCAGGGAUGGGAGGCACAAAGAUGAAGAUCAUAGGU